AUGUCGUCGCCCGAGAAGCCUCUUCCUUUCGCGUACCAAUUCGCCGCCGGUGCGAUUGCGGGUGUUUCUGAAAUUCUUGUCAUGUACCCAUUGGAUGUCGUGAAGACGAGAAUUCAACUCCAGUCGGGUACUGCCACCGGCGAGGAGGCUUAUUCCAGCAUGUUGGAUUGCUUCCGCAAGAUCAUCCGCAACGAGGGAGCGUCUCGUUUGUACCGUGGUAUCACCGCCCCCAUCUUGAUGGAGGCUCCCAAGCGUGCCACCAAAUUUGCCGCCAACGAUAGCUGGGGUGCAUUCUACCGCAACUUGUUCGGUAUCGAUAAGCCCACUCAGUCCCUGGCCGUUCUUACCGGUGCCACUGCCGGAGCCACAGAGUCUUUCGUUGUGGUCCCCUUCGAGCUCGUCAAGAUUCGUCUCCAGGACAAGGCCCAAGCACACAAAUAUAACGGUAUGAUUGACGUUGUCACCAAGAUCGUCAAGGAAGAAGGCGUUCUCGCUAUGUACAAUGGUCUCGAGUCCACGCUCUGGCGACACAUCCUCUGGAACGCCGGUUAUUUCGGAUGCAUUUUCCAAGUCCGAGAGCAACUCCCCAAGCCGGACCCGAACAACAAGAGCCAAAAAGUCAUGACUGAUAUGCUUGCUGGUGCCAUUGGUGGUACAGCAGGUACCAUCCUCAACACGCCCAUGGAUGUCGUCAAGUCUCGUAUCCAGAACAGCCCCAAGGUUGCCGGUACCGUGCCCAAGUACAACUGGGCUUGGCCAGCUGUUGCGACUGUUGCGCGUGAGGAAGGAUUCGGUGCUUUGUACAAGGGCUUCUUGCCCAAGGUUCUUCGAUUGGGUCCUGGUGGUGGUAUUCUUUUGGUUGUUUUCACUGGUGUGAUGGACUUCUUCCGUACUUUGCGCGCGGAGUAA
Molecule: messenger RNA, 909 nt
Organism: Talaromyces marneffei
Lineage: Eukaryota; Fungi; Ascomycota; Eurotiomycetes; Eurotiales; Trichocomaceae
Exons: 5
Coding region: 1-909 (302 amino acids)
Biological process (GO): transmembrane transport
Source: RefSeq, a predicted model, not a curated record